AUGCCUUCUAAGGUUUCCUGUUUGUACUUGCUGACGGUAGUUUGCUGGGCCAGUGCUUUAUGGUACCUAAGCGUGUCCCGCCCAUCCACGUCCUACGUGGGCCAACUGAACAUCCCGAUCCGCAAGAUACCCAAGGUGAACAAGAACGCUACCCUCGGCAACUACCGCGCUCGAUCCCUAAACCCGCAUGACUUCGGCUACCUCAUCAACGACGCCAAGAAGUGCGAAGCGGAGACACCGUUUCUGGUAAUCCUGAUAAGCACCACUCACAAGGAGUUUGACGCGCGGCAGGCCAUAAGAGAAACGUGGGGGGACGAAAGUACAUUUCCUGAUGUCCGCGUGGUCACGCUCUUCUUGCUGGGUCGCAGCACGGAUGCCGUCCUUAAUCAAAUGGUGGAGCAGGAGAGCCAGAUCUUUCACGACAUCGUGGUUGAGGAUUUUAUCGACUCCUACCACAACCUGACGCUCAAGACGUUAAUGGGCAUGCGUUGGGUUGCUACCUAUUGCUCUAAAGCCCAAUACGUUCUCAAAACAGACAGUGACAUCUUUGUCAAUAUGGAGAAUCUGAUCUACAACCUCCUAAAGCCUACCACCAAGCCCAGGAGGAGAUAUUUCACAGGUUACGUCAUCAACGGCGGGCCAAUCAGAGACAUGCGGAGCAAGUGGUACAUGCCGAGAGACUUGUACCCAGACAGCAAGUACCCUCCGUUCUGCUCCGGUACGGGCUACGUGUUCUCGGCAGAUGUAGCCGAGCUCAUCUUCCGAACCUCGCUGCACACCAGACUGCUGCAUCUGGAGGACGUGUACGUAGGCGUGUGUCUGCGGAAACUGGGGAUCCACCCCUUCCAAAACAGCGGUUUCAACCACUGGAAAAUGGCGUACAGCCUCUGCCGCUACCGCCGAGUGGUCACCGUCCACCAGAUCUCCCCCGAGGAGAUGCACCGCAUAUGGAACGACAUGACCAGCAAGAAAAACCUUAAAUGUUAA
Nerophis lumbriciformis (worm pipefish) is the source of this 987-nucleotide messenger RNA. Lineage: Eukaryota; Metazoa; Chordata; Actinopteri; Syngnathiformes; Syngnathidae. The record is from RefSeq and is a predicted model, not a curated record.